This is a messenger RNA of Debaryomyces fabryi, 1452 nucleotides long. RefSeq lists its product as uncharacterized. Gene Ontology annotation, molecular function: triacylglycerol lipase activity. Gene Ontology annotation, biological process: lipid catabolic process. The record is from RefSeq and is a predicted model, not a curated record. Lineage: Eukaryota; Fungi; Ascomycota; Pichiomycetes; Serinales; Debaryomycetaceae. Bases 1 to 1452 code for a protein of 483 amino acids. The transcript has a single exon.
AUGAAUUUGAAAUCAUUCUUUUUUAUCUGCAUAAUUCUAGCAUGUUUGGAAUCAGUAAUAGCUGGACCAAUCAAGGUAUUGACACCCAGUGAGGAUGAUUUCUAUAGUCUACCAGAUGGAUAUGAAGACAAGGAGCCAGGGACAAUAUUGAAGAUUAGAAAACCACCCCAAAGACUCAGAAGUGUUUAUUUCCCCAUCCUGGUGAAAGAUGCUUGGCAAGCAUUGGUAAGAACAACAGACUCUAACGGAAACGCAACUGCCAUAGUAACCACGAUUAUUGAGCCUUUCAAUGCAGAUCCUAGCAAGGUUGUUUCUUAUCAAAUUAUGCAAGAUUCUGCAAGCGUUAACUGUUCGCCCUCUUAUUCGUUGUUAUAUGGUGCUUCAAUGACUACAGUUUUCGCUCAAGUUGAAAUGUACCUUAUCGAUGUGGCCUUGAUGAAAGGAUGGUACGUAGUUAUCCCAGAUUAUGAGGGCCCAAAAGCAGCCUUUACUGCUGGAAAACAGUCCGGACAAUCAACUUUAGACUCCAUAAGAGCCACUUUAAAAACUACUAAUGUCACAGGUAUUAAAGAAGAUGCUAAAGUUGCAAUGUGGGGUUAUUCUGGAGGUACAAUUGCCACUGGUUGGGCCGCUGCUUUGCAACCAACAUAUGCUAAAGAAUUAAAGUCUAACUUAAUAGGUGCAGCCAUGGGCGGCUUUGUAACUAAUAUUACAUCCACAGCAGAAGGUGUGGAUGGCACUCUUUUUGCUGGAUUAACGGCAAGUGCUGUAACGGGUUUAACACAGGAAUAUCCUCAACUUCAUUCUAUGGUAGAAAAGUUAUUAAUUCCAAGCCAAUAUCUCAAGUUUUCUAAAGCUAAAUCAUUGUGCUUCAUACCCUCUAUAAUAACAUAUGCUUUCCAACACAUUUUCACUGGGCCCAAAAGAUAUGUCGACGAAGGUUGGGCAUUAUUCCUGGAUCCAACUAUUAAAAAAGUUAUCGAUGAGAAUACUCUUGCUUUGAAAAAAGGAGAUCCAGUUCCUGAAAUUCCAUUGUUUGUAUUUCAUGGAGAGUUGGAUACGAUUGUCGCAUAUAAAGAUUCUGUGAGAGCGUAUAAUAACUGGUGUGAUUGGGGUAUUGAUUCUUAUGAAUUUGCUAUCGACGAAACAACAGGACAUAUUACUGAGUUUAUCGAGGGAAGUCCGGCUGCCAUAGCUUGGUUAACUAAAAUGUUUAAUGGUGAAAAGCCUGUAAAAGGCUGCAAAAGCACUAAAAGAUUCACUAAUCUCUUAUACCCCGGUGCGAAUACUUCUGUUGCAGAUGUACUCUCUGGUUCAGUGAAAACCAUUUUCGGUGAAAACUUUGGCCCAAAUGCUGAAAAUAUUGGUAAUGGCGGUAGAAAUAUGACUCAUGUCAAAAGGUCUUUAGAAGAAUUGGGAGUACCGUUAGAUUUCGCCGAAGCGUCCAUAUAA